Messenger RNA from Helobdella robusta, 630 nucleotides. RefSeq lists its product as hypothetical. Gene Ontology annotation, cellular component: cytoplasm; cytosol; membrane. Gene Ontology annotation, biological process: intermembrane lipid transfer; ceramide transport. NCBI's taxonomy places the organism in Eukaryota, Metazoa, Annelida, Clitellata, Rhynchobdellida, Glossiphoniidae. The coding region runs from base 1 to 630 and encodes 209 amino acids. The record is from RefSeq and is a predicted model, not a curated record. Gene Ontology annotation, molecular function: ceramide 1-phosphate binding; ceramide 1-phosphate transfer activity. The transcript is spliced from 6 exons.
AUGGCAUAUGUUUUUAAAGCCAAACAUCCUUUCAUUCCUCCAACUGAAGAUAAACAGAUCGAAACCCUGCCAUUUCUUGAGGCAUCUAGAGAAAUCCUUAUUCUUAUUGACUAUUUAGGACCAUCUUUUCUGAAAUCUGCAUUUCACAGAACAAGAGCAGAUAUCGAUGGUAACAUCACCACACUGCAGAACAAAUACAACAGCAAUCCUGAUCUAUAUCAAACUCUGAAUUCCAUGAUCUCUGAUGAACUACAUUCCUCGCAGACAUCUGCUACAGUUGCUCUUCUGUGGCUCAAGAGAGGCUUGGAGUUCAUUUUCCAUUUUUGUGAAAAGUUGAUUGCUGAAAGUGUGGAUCACAAACCGCAUACUCAAAGUUUGUGUGAUAUCACUCUCAAAUCGUAUGAACUAUCCUUGAAAAGAUUCCACAGUUUCAUUGUCAGAGGCCUUUUCUAUUUGGUUGCUCACAUACUGCCUUCUCGAAAAGAUUUUUUCAAGUUAUUGGCUGGUGGACAGGAUUGCAAAGAAGAAGAGGUAGAGAAAGAGUUGAGAAUGUUUGUAGAAGGUUUGGAUCCAAACUUGAAGAUUAUCAACGAACUUUACAUAAACAUGGGAAAAAAUGAAGACUGUUAA